UUGGUCGCCAAGCCGAGGUAUUGUACGAGUGUAAGAGAGUGUGCAUUUAUGGUUAAAUUUACAGUUUAAAAUUUUAGAAAAUCCACAAUCACAUGGUUCUUUUAAAAUUUUUGUUUUAUUUUUUGUUGACAUGACUUUAGAAGAUCCUUUCUACGUCGUUAAAGAUGAGGUGUUCAAAGCACUGAAUAAGACUCGUGGUUUGUACCUACGCUGGCAGGAGAUUUGUAAGACUCCAAUAAUUGCAAGUAGUCCAGAAGUAGAAUGGACUUCGACUGAAUUGAAAAAUGCACUGCGCAGCAUUGAAUGGGAUUUGGAAGAUUUAGAAGAUACAAUAAGUAUUGUAGAGAAGAACUCUUCAAAAUUCAAGAUUGACAACAAAGAAAUUUGUGAUAGACGAACCUUUAUCGAAGCAACGAAGCAAGAAGUCAAGAACAUGAAGAGCAAGAUGAGCUUGAACCGCAAUCGAGACAAUGACGGAACCGCUCGGGAGCCUCUACUUGGUGACGAUAGUCCAAUGAACUUUGGCAACAAUUGGACAUCCACUCCGAAAUACACUAAAUAUUCAAAACUAGCGAAUCAAACCGACAGUCCCAAUCGCUUCGAUAUUUAUGACAAUGAUAUUCUGUCUAUGCAAGAUAAGUUGUUGGGAAAUCAGAAUGAGCAGCUACAAGUUAUUAGUGAGACGGUCGGUUCGCUCAAGACAGUUUCCAAGCAGAUUGGUCUUGAACUCGACGAGCAAGCUGUAAUGUUGGACGAUUUGAAUACGGAUCUUGAAAACACAGAUUCUAAAUUAGAUUCCACUCUUAAAAAAGUCGCGAAGCUGCUUCACAUGAACAAUGACCGACGACAAUGGUUCGCUAUAAUGAUUCUUGUGGGACUAAUAUUUUUAGUUUUACUGUUAUUUAUAAUUCUUUAAACAAUAUUGAAUCAACAAAUUAAGUUUGAGUAAUUUUAUUUAUGUAGUUAAGUGAAAAAUGUAUUUUAUUCUUGUAUUAAUCUAUUUUAUAUUUACACACAGGCCUGCUUAUUAUGUGUUUAUUUUUUAAUGUGACAAGUUAAUAUGUAUUUAUUUCUUAUUUUUAACUUAUUUGUCUAAUAAAAAUUUAGAUUUAAAUUCCAUUUGGAUCAAACUGGACCAUAUCAAUUGUCGUAAUGGAUGACAACCUUAACGGCACAGUGUGAAGCCGUUUUAGAAUAAUUUUAAAGUUGUGUGCUUUUUCCAUGUAAUUUUAAUGAAUAUUUAUUAUGCAAUUCUCGUACUUAUCUUUAUCAAUUAUUAUUAUUAAAUUAUUGUGUCACUUUUUGGUACCUAUUUUAGGAGUUUUAAUCAAUACGGUUGUUCCAUAAAUAUUGGUUUGCAGACCUGUGUUCUGUUCUAAUAUUUUUAAAAAGCAUUAUUAAAAUCGUAAGUCAGCUAGAUCAUGUUUUGUUGCAUAUCGUUAAAAGAUACGCCAUUUUAUAAUUAUAAUAGGCAAAUAGACAAAAUUAUUGUUAUUACAGGGUUAAAUGAGAUAAUAGUAUUUUUGGGGUGAAUAUUCGAUACAACGAACAUGCCAAAAUUAUUGUAGAGAAACGAACAGACAACUGACCAAAGAAGUCGAAGUACGAUACGUUUACAAGGUUGUACUAUUUUGAAAAUAUUAAUAAAAAAAAAAUAUUGAGUGUUAGAUAAAUCUUAUCGGAAUGCACAUUUUGUAUUAGUUGUCUUAACCCUGCAAUAAUUAUAUUUUACCGACUUCCGACAGAGAUAAUAGAAUAUAUUAGUCAAAAUAUUAGAUGUAGUAUCUCGAUUCUUAAAGGGAUAUGUUGGAAAUGCCAAUUAAUUAAAUUCUAAAUGUCUUUCCAUUAUUAUAUAAUUAAUUAAUGUAAUUCUAUUAGUUCCCAAUGUAAAAUACUUAUCUCGGUAAAUGUGAAAGUAAAGAAAGGUGUACAUUUGAUUUUAGUGCCUAUUUGACCAUAAUCGGGGGUUAUUUUAUAAUUAUUUGACAAUUAUAAAUGUAUUUAGAAGUUUUUUUGGUAGAAUAAAUUCUUGCACGUCUUUUACAGUCAUUGUAUUAUUACUUUUAUUGUUGUUUUUUUGUUUUAAUUAGCAAAUAAAUGUUCGAUAAAUGAAA
Messenger RNA from Bombyx mori (domestic silkworm), 2114 nucleotides. It is a transcript of the gene Syx6, whose product is annotated as syntaxin 6. Bases 131 to 916 code for a protein of 261 amino acids. NCBI's taxonomy places the organism in Eukaryota, Metazoa, Arthropoda, Insecta, Lepidoptera, Bombycidae. The transcript is spliced from 6 exons. The record is from RefSeq and is a predicted model, not a curated record. Gene Ontology annotation, molecular function: SNARE binding; SNAP receptor activity. Gene Ontology annotation, biological process: Golgi vesicle transport; intracellular protein transport; vesicle fusion. Gene Ontology annotation, cellular component: endomembrane system; SNARE complex; synaptic vesicle membrane.